CUCUGUUUCCCUACCUCCUUCUCAUGCACAGAUCCAGAGCUUCUCUUCUCUCAGCUCGAGCAGCUCCUCCCACCUGCAGAUAAAAGCCAAACUCUCACCAGAGCUGCUGUUCAGCGUCUGUCCCAAACUCCUCAAAGCUUUGUGAUACUUCCACCCUGCAGCAGCAGCAGCACCACACACACAAAGGGCCCAGCUGGAUCGCGGCUAACCCCUGGCUGGAUCCUGUGCAUGGCCACCGUCCCACUCAUGUCUUGGAAAAGACACAGAAAGGCGACCUAACGCGAGGGGAAGUAGAAGAGAAACCGGACACAGGCCAGAGGGAGCAGCAACCUUCAGUUUGAGAGGAGGAAAAAUCUCAAGAAAAUGGAGACUGUACCCCUCCACUCUUUCUAUCUACUCAUAAUUUUCCAGCUGUGUUUAUUGCACCUGGCCCACGGUGGGGCAUAUUAUGGACAUAAACAGCCGCCUCAACACCACCAACCUCUGCCACAGUACAAUGAUGGGUAUCCUCAGCAGCAGUUUUUGGGGAAUGAGAUGCCACACCUGCCUUAUGGCAAAGAAGGGCCGUUAAUUCCUCAGUAUGGAAAAGAGCUUCCUCAGCUGCCUCUGCAAAUAGGCAAAGAGAGGCCACUGACGAAAGGCAAAGGACAAACAUUUCCCAGAGGGGCGAAAGGUCCACCUCCCCCUGGUCCUGGUGGAGAAGGUUUCAGAGAGGGACCACAAGGAGUUCAGGGCCCCCCGGGACCAACAGGACCACCAGGACCACAAGGCCCCCCUGGACUACCAGGCCAGGGAUUGCCAGGGCUACCAGGAAAACCGGGGCCGCCUGGUCCUCAAGGCUACCCAGGUAUCGGAAAACCGGGCAUGCCAGGAGUGCCGGGAAAACCCGGAGGACCUGGAUUACAAGGACCAAAAGGUGACCUUGGUCCUAAUGGUGGAGAAGGACCAACUGGACUUCCUGGGCCUGCAGGGCUCCCAGGUCCCCCUGGACUCCCGGGAUUUUCCAAACCAGGAGGUCAGGGGCUGCCCGGCCAACUGGGUCCUUUAGGGGAGCCUGGUCAAAAAGGCCCACCUGGGACCUGGCCUCCGGGCCCCCAAAGGGGAAAAAGAAAAAAAGGAAUGGUAAACCCGGGGUUUUGCCAGGUUUUUGAAAGGACCAAGGGACCCCCAGGAUACCUGGAAGGGGGUUUUUCCCGGGGGUGGCAAACCUGGCUUGAAUGGUUCCCGGAAACAGGAAUCCCAGGAAAAUUGGUCCCUGGUGAAUCGGACUUGGGGAAAACCUGGGAAAGGGGCCCAAACCAGGACCACCAGGUUUACCUGGAAUUGGAAAACCAGGAAAAGAUGGUUUCAGAGGGCAACCAGGGAUCUCUGGGGGGAAAGGGGAAUCAGGCCUUCCUGGUUUACCAGGGGGUCCAGGCUUGCCAGGUUAUGGUAAACCAGGGUUCCCAGGACCUAAGGGUCACAAGGGACAUGCUGGGCUUCCUGGACCUCCAGGCCUGAAAGGUGAUAAAGGUUAUGGAGGUCUUCCAGGUGUCAUUGGUUCUACUGGUCCUAGUGGUAUGCCUGGCCCACCAGGACCAAUAGGGCUCCCUGGUAGUCUUGGCUUUCCAGGGCAAAAGGGAGAGGUGGUGUUUGGGGCCCAAAAAGGAAAACAGGAAGAAGGGUGACUUUGGUCCCCCCCGGGUUUUUCCCGGAGGCGGGUCUGUCAGGUGGGGGUGGACAAAAAAAAGGAACAGAGGGGUUUUAAAGGCCCCAUG
Etheostoma spectabile (orangethroat darter) is the source of this 1757-nucleotide messenger RNA. Its product is annotated as collagen alpha-1(VIII) chain. The coding region runs from base 364 to 1500 and encodes 378 amino acids. Gene Ontology annotation, molecular function: extracellular matrix structural constituent conferring tensile strength. The record is from RefSeq and is a predicted model, not a curated record. Gene Ontology annotation, biological process: extracellular matrix organization. The transcript is spliced from 4 exons. NCBI's taxonomy places the organism in Eukaryota, Metazoa, Chordata, Actinopteri, Perciformes, Percidae.